Messenger RNA from Manduca sexta (tobacco hornworm), 1590 nucleotides. RefSeq lists its product as uncharacterized. The coding region runs from base 1 to 1590 and encodes 529 amino acids. Lineage: Eukaryota; Metazoa; Arthropoda; Insecta; Lepidoptera; Sphingidae. The record is from RefSeq and is a predicted model, not a curated record. The transcript has a single exon.
AUGACGACAAAUAAAGCCGGAAGAAACAAAACAUGCGCACGACUAAGAUCACCCAGCUCGUCGAGCUCCGCGUCGUGGGCGUCAGCUUCGGAAGUACUCGAAAUGACGCCGGAUAUCGACGUGUUGAGCCAGCGCGACGAGCUGCAGUCGUCCUCGCUGCCACCAAGACCUGUGCGACGAAGAGAACGACAACCCCCUCCAGUGGUGGGCUUGGGACCUGCGGGGCCUUGUGCUACGACUACGGUCUCCGCUACCGGUGGAAUAGUGCGCCGCAUGAAAUGGACUCAAAAAAUGAAUGAAAAUGUCAUGCGGGCCUAUUUUGGGGCAACAAAGGGAGGAACCAAUCUCACAGCGUACCGUGCUCAGAUGCUGUCUCUGUUUCAGGCUUUGGAACCUACGGCCAACGUAUCAUCCCAACGUCUGUCGGAUCAGGUGCGAUACAUCCAACGGCGCAAAGUGCUGACGGAUGAAGCACUUGAGCGGCUGCGUACAGACUUGUGUGUUGUCCAAGAAACUAUUACGCCUGUUAUUGCCCAGCAAGCAGUAAACACGUCUAUACCUGCUGCUGAUGUUGAGCUGGAAGAAAACUUGGACAAUAUUGUAAGUUCCCAUGAUGAACAGCGAUUGAGAGGGGCUUUGGAGGGUGCGAUUUUGGAAUUUAAAUCGAUGUCUCCGUCCUGUAGACCGCGAGUGCCGCGUUUGCCAACGCAUAAAAAAAAUUUGGCCCUGGUGGGAGCAUUGGAUUCUAUAUUGUCUCCAUACAUGGAAUCCAGUCGGGACCUCGUUGAUACACAUUCGAUUCUUUACUGCGCAGCCGUCGCGGCAUGUCAAGUGGCUAAUGUGAAAUUUCCGAUUGGAAAUAGAACCACUCGAGAUGUUGCGACGAAGCCUGCAUGGCAACAUAGGAUCGAGAAACGUAUCAACUCGGCCCGAACUCUCAUUGCCAAGCUAAUUGCCUUCCAGGGUGGUAAUUCUAGACCAAGGAUUAUGCGUUUCGUGGUGCAGGCCUUUUCUGGGACCAACAUAAAUUCCCAGGAUUAUAGGCUUUGGAUCACGGAACGCAUAGACUUCUUUAAACAAAAAGUUUAUGCGUGGGCGAACCGCAUUCGUCGCUAUAAGAAACGAUGGGAUCGAUUCCAACAGAAUCGUACUUUUCAAAGCGAUCAAAAGAGGGUUUAUAGGUGUUGGGAGAAUUCUACACAAGGUGUGGCAGAUGGGCAGUUACCUAGUGCUCGUGAUAUGCACAAUUAUUGGACGAAUAUAUGGUCAUCGCCCGUCUCCCACACUGAAGCCUCCUGGUUUGGUGUUGUAGAUCGAGCUUGCGAGACAAUACCGGCUAUGGAAGCUAUUUCAAUUAGUCCAGUGGAUGUCCUGGCCGCUAUCCGUCCAACACAAAAUUGGAAGGCUCCUGGACCGGAUGGUUUGCACAAUUUCUGGUUGAAAUGGUUUCCCAGUUCGCAUGCUCGUUUGGCAGCACAGUUCCAGAAUGCGCUUGAUGGUGGAUCGCUUCCAACAUUUAUGACGACAGGUGUCACUCACCUGCUCUUUAAAUCCGGUUGUACCACGGACCCAAAAAUUAUAGACCCAUAA